This is a messenger RNA of Blastomyces gilchristii SLH14081, 267 nucleotides long. RefSeq lists its product as uncharacterized. The record is from RefSeq and is a predicted model, not a curated record. The transcript is spliced from 2 exons. The coding region runs from base 1 to 267 and encodes 88 amino acids. Lineage: Eukaryota; Fungi; Ascomycota; Eurotiomycetes; Onygenales; Ajellomycetaceae.
AUGGGGUCAGAAUGCUCGUAUGAUCGAGGGCUCUUCGAUGGAUCUAUCGGCGGGUUCUUAUUCGAAAAAUCGAGCGAGUUCGUAGUGGAGCGAUUAUUAGGCGCAGGCAUUGCUUAUACUGAAGAUAAUAUCAAUUUUAUUUCAGAUUUCUGGAAUUUAGGCUGUGAAUCUAAAGUCUUUGAUGCUGAACUAUUUACAAUAGUGAAAGCUUUCAAACUCAUUGAGAUAAAGUCUCAUAAAAGAGAAAAUAGUUUGAAAGAGAUAUGA